GACGAGCAUUGCAGUCGUGAUCAUGGAGCCGAUAGGUUGUCUGUCCGUUUGUUUGCUAGUUUGUGUGACCGUCGCCUAUGGGGUUUUAGGAGCGAACGAAGGCCAUGGGUCCCUGUGCCGAGCCAACGAGCGGUUCCUAUCGUGCGGCGGCUGUCAGAAGAGCUGCCGGGAUCCGGCGCCCGACUGCGCAGGAGUCUGCCGCGCUGGCUGCUUCUGUAAUGACGGCGAGGUGCGCAACGAUACCGGACACUGCGUGCAGCUGCACGAAUGCCCGCCUGUUGCUCCAUCAUCUCUGCUAUCAACGGAACCCCGCGUAUCCGGGAGCGAGUGCCCAGCUGACGAGGAGUACCGGUCCUGCGAACCCUGUAACCGCACGUGCGAUAACCCGAACCCCAUCUGUCCCGCCCAGUGCGCACGCGGCUGCUUCUGUCGCGAUGAUCUAGUGAGGGACAAAGAUGGCCGCUGUGUCAAGAUCGAGAACUGCUCGCAUGUCAAGAGGAAUGACAGUUCCAACAAAACGCCUCAAUACCAGUUGACCUGCGGGCCUCAUCAGGUCUACAGCAGCUGUCGAUCAUGUGAGAAGACAUGCAGCUCACCCAUCCCGGAGUGCAGCCAACCCUGCAGCGCUGGCUGCUUCUGUGAAGAUGGAUACCUUAAGGCUCCCAGCGGAAAGUGCGUCAAAUUAGAAGAGUGUCCAAGAGCUGAAGUAUCUCUGGGAGGGGCGCAAGAGCCGUCGAUAGAAGACUGCUCGUCUGACGAGAUCUACCUGUCGUGUGGGUGGUGCGAGCCUAGCUGCUGGGAGCCGCGCCCACAGUGCCCUAGAGGGGUGUGUACUAGGGGCUGCCUCUGCCGCCCGCCACUCCUGCGCCACCACAGCGGCCACUGUGUCCAGCAGAAAGACUGUAGACCUCACAAAUGCCAGGAUCCGGAUGAAGAGUUUGUCUGCCGCUACGGGUGUGAGGCUCGCUGCGACACCCUGAAGUGCCGCUCGCGCCCACGACGGUGCGUGCUGGGGUGCCAUUGCCGGCUCGGUCUACUCAGAGACGUCAACGGAAAAUGCGUAGCACCUAACAACUGCCAAGACCCCGCCAAUACCACCACGAUUGAUACUAAUACCGCUAAUAACGCUUCGGAAAUAACCGAAGCCCCUGCUAUAAUAAUUGAACGGAAAAGUAGCGUAGUCGAAGUUCCUAUUGUCUCCCAAUCUGUAUUUGAUGCCGUAGAUACUGAACCUCAAACUAGAAGUUAUAACGAUGUUGUUUCCCGAGUUGUAAAGCUAUAUAAAGAAUUGAUUGACACGCCUAAUCCUUACAGAGAGGUAUAUUACAUUCCCAGGUCUUUCAAAGAUCUAGCCAUUUCUAAAGGUUAUGGCGAUGAGAAUUUCUCCUUAAAAGCUAGUGAGGCGAGUCCAUUCUUUACCCAAGAAACGAAGUAUAAAGAUGUAAAUGAAAAGAGUUAUAAUUAUGUGAAUGAUAUUGUAAGGCUUAUGAAGGAUAUGAUGCCUUCGCCUCUUAAUUUCACACUUGUUCAAAUGCCUCUCGGCCAUAAUUGGCCUCAGCCAAAUUAGUUACUGAAUAAUAGCCAAAAAGUUAUUGUUGGUAUAUCUUGUGAUAGAGAUUAUUUACUAUGUUAAUGUUUAUUUUGUGAAGAAUAGUUUUCUAU
Molecule: messenger RNA, 1662 nt
Organism: Pectinophora gossypiella (pink bollworm)
Lineage: Eukaryota; Metazoa; Arthropoda; Insecta; Lepidoptera; Gelechiidae
Product: von Willebrand factor-like
Exons: 6
Coding region: 23-1567 (514 amino acids)
Source: RefSeq, a predicted model, not a curated record